AUGUUCAGCUACGCUGCGAAGAUACGCAAGGCGCUUCACGUGCCAAGCUAUGCGCGCUGCGUAUGCUUCGCGUCGCUUGCUGCCUACGUCUUCGGGUUCGAUACAGGCUCGAUUGGACCCAUAACCCUUAUGGACGAUUUCACCAAGACCUUCGGUGACCUCUCGUCCAUCGUUCAAGGCCUCUUCGUCUCCUCCGUCCUCAUCCCCGCCGCCAUCACGUCCUUCGGCGCCGGCUCCAUCGCCGACCGCAUCUCGCGCACGCACGCCAUCUCCCUCGGAUGCGCCGUCUACGGCCUCGGCUCCCUCAUCUGCGCCGCCUCCGGCAUCAACAUGUCGCAACACGCCGCGCUCGCCAUGAUCUUCGUCGGCCGCUGCACCUCCGGCGUCGGCGAGGGCGUCUUCCUCUCCGCGCUCACGGUCUACGGCAUCGAGGUCGCCCCGCGCAAGUCCCGCGGGCGCGUCGGCUGCAUCAUGCAGCUCUUCAUCUCGACGGGGAUCAUGAUUGGGUACUUUGUGUGCUAUGGUAGUUUGAAUAUUGUGGGGUCGCUGUCGUGGAGGUUGCCGUGGAUCCUGCAAUGCCUGACGUGCUUGGUGUGCGCUGUGGGCGUGCGCUUCUUGCCGCACUCGCCGCGGUGGCUGCUGCACGUCGGGCUGCAUGAGGAGGCUGUGCGCGCGAUGCAUCGGCUGGACCUCAGCAAGGACGAAUUCAUCUCAUUGGCAGCGACCGCGGAAGAGGAGAAGGCACAGGAGGCGGCGGCGAGGGAGAAGGCCCAUCAAGGUGGCUGGUUCAAGAACCAGAUCGCGCAGUUUAAGCAAGCCUUCGCACCUGGCCUUCGAGGACGCUCGGCGAUGGCGCUCUUCAUGCAGUCAAUGCAGCAGCUUGCCGGUAUCGACGGCGUCUUGUACUACGCCCCUGUCCUCUUUCGUCAAGCAGGCUUGUCCUCAUCCAGCGCCUCUUUCCUGGCGUCGGGCGUGACGGGUAUCGUCAACGUCGUGGGCCGCCGACCCUCCAUCAUCGGCGGAGGCACCAUUAUGGCCACCGCCAUGACCAUCAUCGGCAUCCUCUACUCCCUCCCCGCUCUCAACAAAGCCGGCAACUACGCCGUCAUCGCCCUCAUCUUCGUCUACUUCAUCCCCUUCGUCGUUACCUGGGCCACCCUCGUCCGCAUCUGGGUCUCCGAGGCGCAGCCCGUGCAGACGCGCGCCUCCGUCUCCGCCCUGUCCUACACGACAAACUGGAUCGCGAACUGGAUUGUCGCGUUCACGACGCCGAUGUUUCUGGAUAAGUACUCGAGCGGGCCGUACUUUUUGUGGGCGGCGUGUACGUGGGUGGCGGUGGGGGUGUUCACGCUGUGGUUUCCGGAGACGAAAGGAAGGAAUGUGGAUUUGGCGGGGCAAGCUGGGGGGUUGAAGUUGCAGGUGCGGAUUCCUGGGAUGAGGAGGCGAUACGCAAGCCGGGAGAAGACGCCGACACCUCCGCCUCGGACUCCUCCUAACGAACGAGCUGGGCAGCAAGACGAGAUUAUCGAAGAGAUCGUCUGA
Messenger RNA from Schizophyllum commune H4-8, 1542 nucleotides. RefSeq names its product general substrate transporter. The record is from RefSeq and is a predicted model, not a curated record. The transcript is spliced from 5 exons. Gene Ontology annotation, molecular function: carbohydrate:proton symporter activity. Lineage: Eukaryota; Fungi; Basidiomycota; Agaricomycetes; Agaricales; Schizophyllaceae. Gene Ontology annotation, cellular component: membrane. Bases 1 to 1542 code for a protein of 513 amino acids. Gene Ontology annotation, biological process: carbohydrate transport; transmembrane transport.